ACUCGUCAGAAAGCUUUUCAUCAAGCUGCGUGCCUGAAUCACAACGACCUCUGGCCUCAGUGCGCCCGCAGAGCGGCCGAUGAAAAGAUGCGUCCUCUAUAGAUACGUUGUGUUUUACAGCACUGAAUAGAAUCCUGCUCCACAGCAUAGGUCUUCAACAGGGGGUCCGCGAAGGUACUGCAGUACAUUUCCAGAAGACCCUUGGUCUACAGCAAAAAAAAAAGAAAAAAAAAAACUAGCAUGCUUGCAGCCUGAGCGACAGAAAAGCAUGUCACUUAUACCUUGCAGUGAGGAGUUUUAGAAAAGGUACAGAGGUAUAGGGUGUGAGGCAGCAAGAGCAGGUAGUCUGAGAAAAACUUUUCUUGGGAGUGACAAGUAGGAGGGUAUUUUGUGAGAAAGAAAGAGAGAAGGCAGAGAUAUCGGAUAAAUUCACAGAGUGUGGAAAGGGGGAUGGUUCAGGCUGUUGUAAGAGAGCGCGGGGAAGGGAGAGGGAGAGAGACAGAGUUGACAAGAACCAUGGUGAGUGGAGUUAGACCGACUGAGGAGCAAGUGAGACUUUAGCUGUGAUGCUGGAGCGGUGCAGAGGAUGAGCAGCCGCACCUGAAAUCUUCAGAUUCAGCACUGAGAGAGAAGCUUUAGAGAGAUAAAAGCCUGUUUUGGUUUUUUUCCAAAGAAGAAAUUGGAUUUCUCUGUGAUGCAAGUUUGCAGUUCCAUCCUCACGACAUCACAUAAAAACAACUUACACUCGAGUGAAGGAGGAGAGACACAGGCGAGCCCAGCGAGAGGCACAGGUUUUUCUCUUUCCGGUCGUCUUUUGGGGGACGGUGGGAAACUUUUGGACCCUGCGACGUUUUGUUAAUACAGCACAAGAUGCCUGUGAUGAAGGGUCUCCUCGCUCCACAAAACACCUUCCUGGACUCCAUUGCAAACCACUUUGAUGGCACUCACAGUAACUUCCUACUGGGAAAUGCUCAGGGUCGUCAUGGCUACCCCAUCGUCUACUGCUCUGACGGAUUUUGUGAGCUGACCGGUUUUGUUCGGACUGAGGCGAUGCAGAAAACCUGCACGUGCAGCUUCCUUCAUGGAGCGGAGACCAAUGAAAACGUUGUCCAACAGGUGGACAAAGCUCUGGAAGGCCAGCAGGAGUACCAGGGAGAAGUCUGCUUUUAUAAGAAAAAUGGAAAUCCAUUUUGGUGCCUGCUGGAUAUCGUACCAAUUAAAAACGAGAAAGGUGAGGUGGUGCUGUUCCUGUUAUCCUUCAAAGACGUCAGUGAAUCACACGGGAAAAGCUUCCACUAUGCUCAAGGAGAUGGCGCGUCAGAGGUGGCUCACCACAGCAGAAAAAGCAACCAAACACACUUAUCCCAAGCUCGGGAGAGGGGGAGAACUGUCCUGCACCACAUGAGCAACCUUUUCACCCAGAGGGGGAAGAGGAAGCUGACCAAUAGUGUGUUCCAGAAACCAUCCCUGCCCGAGUACAAGGUGGCCGCCGUGAAAAAGUCCCGCUUUAUCCUGCUGCACUACAGCAUCUCCAAGGCCCUGUGGGACUGGCUCAUUCUGCUGGCGACCUUCUACGUGGCCGUCACCGUGCCUUACAACGUCUGCUUUGUUAGCCACGAUGAGGGCGCUGACCGCCAGUCACUUGUCAGCCGUAGCACAAUAGGCAGCGACAUCGCAGUGGAGAUGCUCUUCAUACUUGACAUCAUCCUGAAUUUCCGCACCACCUAUGUGAGUCGGUCAGGUCAGGUAGUGUACGAUGCCCAAUCCAUCUGCCUCCAUUACUGUACUACCUGGUUCUUUGUGGAUCUGAUUGCUGCACUCCCCUUUGACCUCCUCUAUGCUUUCAACAUCACAGUGACUUCCCUGGUGCAUCUCUUGAAGACAGUUCGCCUGCUGCGUUUGCUGCGUCUUUUACAGAAACUGGAUCGUUACUCCCAGUACAGCGCUGUGGUCCUGACUCUGCUCAUGUCUGUUUUCGCUCUGCUGGCUCACUGGAUGGCUUGUGUCUGGUAUGUCAUCGGGCGCAUGGAGAUAGAGAGCAGUGACCCCAUUACCUGGGACAUAGGCUGGCUUCAAGAGCUGGGGAAGCGCUUGGAGACACCUUACAUCAACAGCACCCUGGGGGGUCCCCCCAUGCCUAGCGCCUACAUUGCUUCCCUCUACUUCACCCUCAGUAGUCUUACCAGCGUUGGCUUCGGUAACGUGUGUGCAAACACAGAUGCAGAGAAAAUCUUCUCUAUCUGCAUUAUGCUCAUGGGAGCCCUGAUGCAUGCAGUGGUCUUUGGCAACGUGACAGCCAUCAUCCAGCGCAUGUACUCGCGCCGCUCGCUCUACCACACCCGCAUGAAGGAUCUCAAGGACUUCAUCCGUGUGCAUAGGCUACCCCAGCAGCUGAAGCAGAGGAUGCUGGAGUACUUUCAGGCAACUUGGUCAGUCAACAAUGGCAUCAAUGCCAAUGAGCUGUUGCACGACUUCCCAGAUGAACUACGAGCUGACAUCGCCAUGCAUUUGAACAAAGACAUCUUGCAGCUGCCUGUAUUUGAACGAGCCAGCAGAGGGUGUCUACGUUCCCUCUCCCUGCACAUCAAGACAUCCUUCUGUGCACCAGGGGAGUACCUCAUUCGCCACGGAGAUGCCCUGCAAGCGAAUUAUUUCGUCUGCUCAGGUUCCCUGGAAGUUCUGAAAGAUGGCAUGGUCUUGGCCAUCCUGGGCAAAGGUGACCUUAUAGGGGCUGACCUCCCAGAGCAGGACCAAGUGAUCAAGACCAAUGCAGACGUGAAGGCACUGACCUACUGUGACCUGCAGUACAUCAGCGUUAGGGCUUUGAGAGACGUCCUUGGGCUGUAUCCAGAGUACGGCACUCGGUUCAGCACUGACAUCCACCACAACCUCACCUACAAUUUAAGAGAGGGCAGUGAAACUGAUGGAGUUUCCAUGGACCAUAAACUACCCUAUAUCAUUAAGGCAGACGAUGAAGACUAUACGGACAACAUCAAAUAUGCCCGGCACAAAAGAAUGCCUCUACUACAAGGUAUGGGCAGCCCUGUCCAUCAGCCCAGCCUAAGCACCUUGUUAGGAGAGGAGCUCCGGCACAUCAAUGCACUCCACCUCUGUCGAUCACCUGCUCAGGGAGGUAGAGGUCGCAGCCCUUCUCCUCAGCCUUUCAUCAAUGAGGAGCUGUCUCCAUCUCCUUUGCCUAGUCUCACUGGUGACCCAAGCUUGAACCAUCGGCCUUCCAAGUUACUCAUGCCGUCCUUACCUUGUGUCAGUCCUCUGAACCUGAGCCCCAGGGUGGUGGAUGGAAUUGAGGACAAUGGUCACACAUUUCUAUUUAAUGUAGAGCAGAGUGAAUCAAGGACUAAUACAGACCGGUUACAAGUGAGUGCUAACCUGCUUCUGGAAACAGAUGAAGUAAAAGAGAACAUCAGCAAACUGAACAGAGAGGUGACCAGUUUGAACCAAGAGGUGUCAAACAUGGCCAAGGAGCUCCAUGACAUAAUGCUUUUCCUGCAAUCUCAUAUGACUAUGCUCCACUACACACCUCCAGUUUCUUCAUAUUCUUAUGGUUUACAGAUGGUCCCCAGUCCUAGUGUGACAACUUCCGGUAACUGGCAGCCUCACGUCCCUUUAAACAUAUCCACAGGGCUGCACCUUCAUCAUGAAGCAAUUAACCACUCCGCUAGAAAUGCAUGGGGCUGCAGAGGAAUCCCCUCCCAGGAUAGAGGUCCGACCUUACUACACUCUUCAAGCCCUGUGUCAUCCUGUUUACAUCUGUGCUGCUCUGACAGAGAAGGGGCCGCAACUCAUAGGUUACAGAGCCCAUGUGGCCCCUUUCAAACACCCAGAACAAGUCCAAACUCCCCUUACACGAGCCACUCUCAUGCACAGGGAGGUCCGUCCCUCCUGACCAUUAGUUCUGCAUUCAGUAGCUUCCCAGUAAUUUGUCAGGCCACACCGCUGGUCUACAACACGCCUAUUUCCACAGUAAGUGGCUCCCACCCCUUGUGCUCCACAGUAAAUUCCAGCUACUCCCACCCAUCCUUCAGUGUUCAAGCCAGCACUGAUCCCUCAUAUAAUCAGACCAAGUCCCAGACACCCAUCCAUUCCUCCAUCACUCCCAGUGGCCACCCACAGUAUCACACCACCUUCAGCCCUCUGACCGCCUCAAGAGUCCACACAUCACUAUGCACAGAGUGCAGCCAAGGCCACCAGGGUCCCAUCAGCGGUCCCAGACAGAAUGUCCCAGUAGGAUCCAGUCCUGUUCACCAGACACAAGCCGUAGCAUGUUCUCUGCUGGAGCAGGUCAACAGAGCCUGUGCACCCUCACUGAAUCAUGAGAGAACGGAAAAUAUUGAAUCUUAUGGUACGAGUGGCAGUAUUCUGGACAUGGAAGAAAUACCGCACUAAUGGCAUUGGUGUGUUGUUGCGUUACUGUACGGUUAUGAUGAGAGUAUUGUUCCUUAAAGAAUUUAAUUUGUUGAAACGCUUUCCCCAAACACCUGCUGAAACCUUACUGCCACGUCUCAAUAAAAAAAAUUAAAAUU
Mugil cephalus (flathead mullet) is the source of this 4544-nucleotide messenger RNA. RefSeq names its product potassium voltage-gated channel, subfamily H (eag-related), member 4a (gene kcnh4a). The transcript has 15 exons. Bases 871 to 4407 code for a protein of 1178 amino acids. The record is from RefSeq and is a predicted model, not a curated record. Gene Ontology annotation, molecular function: voltage-gated potassium channel activity. Gene Ontology annotation, cellular component: membrane. Gene Ontology annotation, biological process: potassium ion transmembrane transport; regulation of membrane potential. Lineage: Eukaryota; Metazoa; Chordata; Actinopteri; Mugiliformes; Mugilidae.